AUGUGGUCCGCUCGCCCAGACGUUACUGGCCAGCGCAGUAUUCACACGGCGCAGAUCUCAGGAGCCUCGUCUAUUCGUCGAGAUGGCGAGUUGAUGAAUUUUCGUUACGGGCCGCAAGACGGCAGAGCCAUACGUAGAACUCCAUCCGAGAGCGUGUGGUCACGCUGUCGCCGAAGCGGCAAUUUCUCCAGUGUCAUGGGCAGACUACGGGACUCAGAGUUGAGGAGCCAAGCGGAUUUAGCCAGCAAUACCAAGAGUUUCGUCGGCUCAACGGUUUCUGCCCUGCCUGUACAGGCGGAACACCAGCGCGGAGGCAGAGAAGCGGGGUUCCGGCCCUUCGCUUACAGAUGGCGGCAUGCCUUUUCGUCUCAUGUGGGAGGAGGACGAAAUGGUGCAUCUUCUCUCGCAGGCGACCGAGGCAUCGGCGCAAGCUCGGUCAAUGCCUCCUGUGACUACAUAGAUGUUCCCGGGGCAGUCAGUCGAGCCUACUCCCAGCAGGGGUCUUUCCUGUACGGGCCUUCUGGCCCGCGAGGCCCCGCAGAAGGCGACGACGCACCACCUGGCCUUCGGGCCUUCGACCUCGUUUCCAAAGCCAGCCCGUCGAAAAUGAUUGAGGAGCAGCCCCAAGAUGACGAGAAAGAAGAGCCUGACAGCGACGACGAAGAGCGCGACCAGUCGGAGUGUGUCCGUGUGUGCCGCAAGUGGAUGCACGCAGUUUUCCCGGACUCGUAUCCUCUUCUGUGGUUUGUUAUUCAAGCCUCCGUGUGUUUUGUGCUUCUUCUCGUGGGUCUGGGAGACGGAAGCAACAGCAGCCGAAGUGACUACGCUCUUGGAAAACUCGAUUUCCACUGGAUGCCCGGGGAAGACGUGACUGACAAGGCUCGUCCCAAGCCACACAUUAUUGGUGAUAUCGAUAACGAGAGGCUCCUACUGAAUGGCUCUCUUGUCUUCAUCUGCGUUACCCUGUUGAACCUCGCCUUCUGGCUUUGCACCAUGGCGGUGCGAGUCGUCGUCAUCACUGGCUUGCUGAAUCUCAUCUGCUACGAACGCCCUGCUGCCACAGCAUUUGUGUCGACCGUCGACCCUGAGAUCUUCUACGUCGCAUGGAGUGUCUUCACCUACGCCUUCUGGCGAGGCCACGCCCGUUCCAGUCACCUGGUUCUGGUCCCGAACAGCCAAGAGAAGACAGACAUCGAGCCCCUCACCUUUUACCGUCUUUUCGGCGAUGAAAGGUUUUUCACCGAGGAUAUGCUGCGAGCGAUUAAUCUGACUAAUGUUGUGUAUCUCAUACUCUCUGUUCGUCGCGCGCUCCUCGCCCUGAUGCUCUUCUUUUUCGAGCUCGGGUUCCUGAUGAACAUGAACUCCCAACUGGUGAACUACUUAACCAAAUAUGCACGAAUUCGUAAACUGAAUGUGAAGUGGUCGCGGACCUCCCCAAAAGAGUGGCAUCGGCCGACGCAGUCCGCCGCCUCGGUGUGCAGCAUCGAGGACGGCGAGAACCGAGACGUUUUCUCUCAAGAAGACCUUAUGAAAGGAGAAGACUUGCAUCCGAAUACAACAGCGCAGUCUUCUCUGGGUUCGAUGCCCACAUUUCCCUCGGUGGCUGAUCGGCAGGCGAAACCCUUUUUGAAGAACCACGUAGCUGACAGGCCUCGCGUUCGUCCGUCGGCCUCCGAUUCUUCUUGUUCUUCUUGCUCUCCAUCUGGGGUGGUCGCGCGAGACACCAGCCGCGAGGCAGAACCCAAGCAGCUUGACGGGCGAGAGAGCAAGGAAACGGCGGCACGCGACACUCCGGAAGAAGAGGGCUUUGCUGCUUACGGAAACCACCCGAAGCCGCCCGAGACGAAACGUCAGAACAGCGACCUCAGCACCGCCUGUAUCCCUGAAAGACCCAGCUAUGGCCAGGAACUAGAGCAACCCGACAAAGAGAACGGGAGAGGUGAAGACAAAGGCGAGGAAGACAUGGUGAGAGGAGGCGAGUCUUUUUCCGAGGAAGAAGGCGAAGUCGGCAGGCAGCUCGCCCACGAAUGGGAAGGUGGACGGGAAGAUGAGAUGAAGAGCAUUACACUGUCGCUGCGCCUUUCCCGGGAGGACAGACGGCGUGAAAACGCCUUGUUCGUACCUCCCCCAGAAGAUGAGGAAAACGAGACCGACGAAGCCCGGUGGGAAACACGCGCAGGACGUGCAUACGACCGAGAGCGGCAAGUUUGGAACCUCGGAAACAAAGUCGCAGGCGUCUGGAGCGCAGCGGCCGGCCUGUUUGGAUUCGUUCGCAACGCCAGCAGGACAAGAGCGGGUGAAGGGCCGAUGAAAGGCUCUGCCCGGAGGCGAAGAAAUUCGAGUCUCCACGGCCUCCAUCUGCGACCCCUCUUCUUCCCCUCGAAGAACCGCUCGAAUGAUCUGCUGGAUCCGCCCAACACUGGCCGACCGUCCCAGGCGCAGCGGCUAGAGGCUUUGCUGGGCGAGGCGGGAGAAGCCCGCGAAGAGCGGGAGCGUGAGACUGAGAGGGACCGGGGCGACGUGGACGGCGGCAAGGCCCCUCCCGGCGAAGGCGAACGCCCGCCAGGCAGAGGCUCGUUUUUUCCGGGGCUCCGUGCGCAUCACCAGCGGCCGAUGAGCGCCUUUCGCAUCCGCCACUCGCUCACAAAGAAGCGGAUUGAUCAAGAGGUCAGUGGCCAAGGCCUCCCUCGGCCGCUGAAGGCACAGAGCAUCGAGGCGACCAAGACCUCGAAAGUCCAGAACUGGCUGCUCAUUCAGUACGCGCUUCACUAUCCGCCGGCUCUGUUUAUCCACGGACGGCGCAUCGCUUUGACGAACAAGGAGAUAACGGGGACGAUUGCGGAACUGAUUUUCAACCAACUCGUGAAGGAAAACUCGCGGCCGCAAGAGAAUCAGAGACUGAAUCACGUAGGACUGAGAGUUGCAGGGGAGAAGGCGCCUAUCCCCUCGGGCGGGCUGUCUUACCGAGGCGCGGCGAAUCCUGCAGCGUCAGUACAGAGAAACAGCAAGGCUGUCUUGAUCAGAGACGAGGGCCGGCCGUGGUACCCCUCAGACGAAGAAGACAUCAAGACAGAAGUCGAGCCUUCUUUCGCCGACGCCCCAGCACUGUCGGCCGAGCUGUGGCAUGAGAAGCGGAAGAGCCGUUCGCUCGCGUGCAGUUGCAGUCGAAGAGAGAGAUUCCGCGAUGCCGAAGGCGCAACGCGAGGCCAGUCAGAGGGGGACACACGAGAAGAGGACGAAUGGGGGAAGAGGGAGGAGAGGAAACGAGGGGGGAAAGGAGAAGACUGGACGGAAGACAACAAUCCGACUCCCCUGCACAACACGGAUAUCUUCUCUUCCCAGCGGACGAGAAAAGCGAGUGGGCAGGAGCAGAAGAGGGAGCAAAUCGAGUCGAUUUGCAGGUCCUUCAUCGCGUGGUUCGUAUUUGUCGUCCAGGGUUGCCCCUUCCCGCUCUUCGUCGUCCACUCUAUACCAUUCUUCCUUCUCUGCAUCCCCGGGUGUCUCUUCUUCUUCUUUGUCGUCGUCUUCGGCUCUUCUUCUUGCAUCUAUCUCAAGUCUGCCAGCAGCGUCCUCAGUGCUCACUCUCGCCCCUCCGGCAGCCACCUUCUUCGUUUCCUCUUCCUCGUAUCCGAGUCUUCCUCCGAACUCGAAGAGUGGGACGGCUACGAUCAGCAGAACGUCACAGAAGACGAAGAGACACAGAACUCUGCUGUCCCUCCACGGAAAUCCACAGAGUCGCGUGUCGUCACUUUCGCGUCCUCCUCUCUCGCUGGAGCAUCUGACGAGCCCGCGAGUCGUCCUCACGCCUCUGCGGUUCCCCCGCCUCAUUCCGGCUCUUCUUUCUCGGCUUCUCCAUCUUCGUUGACUCCCCAGCUACAAUGCAGUCCCCCUAAAACGGCGCUUCCCGUCGGCGCCGGCAGCUGUCCUCCUCCGCCCGAGGAUUCCGUUUCUGCCCUGUCGUCGCGCGUGGGCGUCGCACCUGCUCUGCCGCGAAGAAGUGAGGAGGCCCCGCCCGGCGCCGGUCUUUGCCUCUCGAAGGCUCCAUCGAGCCUGGAGGAGCGAAGAAAAGAUGAAGGAGAAGACUUGAGAAGUUCUGGCGCCGCGUGGGGACGCAACAACUCUACCUCAGAGGUGAAGAAGACCCGAAAUACCACUGCGGCAAUUCGUGGGGAUGACGCCGGCGCACCGGGAGACAAAAGUGACGAAGACAGGAAGACUGUUGCGGGGGAAUCUACGGGGAAACGUGGCACGCGCGGCAGCCAGAAAGGAAAAAAGUCCGAAGAACACACUGAAACAAAGCCGUCUGAGAGCCGGGCUCUCAAGUUCGACGCCGCCCCUGAACAGGGUGGUGAAGGCUCCAGUGGAUGGUGUGCGAGCAGCAGCUUUGCCAGGCAUAGUGUGGAGUCUGUCGACGAGCCAGGCACGAAGGAAAAAGAAGAAGCGUAUCUUGGAAGAGAGACCAUAGAGCUGUAUCUCCGGCCCGAGGAAGCUGAGGAAUUCAUGAAGCAAGUCGACUUUGCAGGACACGGAAAGAUCAACGCGGAAAUGUUCAAACGUGCGAUCCUCAACAUCUACAACGCCCGCAAGCGCCUCGUUCGUGGGCUACGAAGCCAGGGAAGCGUCGCUUCCACAGUCCUGCGAAUGAUCUCCCUGCUUCUUUGGUUCGUAUGUGCAGUCGUGAUGCUCCUCGUCAUUGGUGUGGAUAUGAACACAGUCAUCGUCUCAGGCGCCGCCUUCCUCUCUGCUCUCACUGUCGCCCUCAGCUAUUUGUAUCAACACUUCGUCACAGCCGUCAUUUUUGUCGCUUUGACGAAUCCCUACAACGUGGGAGACCGCAUCCGCGUUGACGGCGGCGAAAUCCUCACCGUGCGAAAAAUCCGAACCUACACAACGGAGUUUGACACUGUCCAUGGUCGACCAUAUUCCUUGUGGAUGGCGUGUGUCGAAGGGUGGGGAAACUACCGGAAGGUUUUGGAUCUGCGCAGCGAGGUGUACUUCUAUCUUGCCAAGCAGGUCAGUGGACCUGAGCUCGAAUCCUGGAUCAACGACGAACUCCUGUGA
This is a messenger RNA of Neospora caninum, 5061 nucleotides long. RefSeq lists its product as hypothetical. Gene Ontology annotation, cellular component: plasma membrane. Bases 1 to 5061 code for a protein of 1686 amino acids. Gene Ontology annotation, molecular function: mechanosensitive monoatomic ion channel activity; calcium ion binding. Gene Ontology annotation, biological process: monoatomic anion transport. The record is from RefSeq and is a predicted model, not a curated record. The transcript is spliced from 19 exons. Lineage: Eukaryota; Apicomplexa; Conoidasida; Eucoccidiorida; Sarcocystidae.